This is a messenger RNA of Amphiprion ocellaris (clown anemonefish), 1902 nucleotides long. RefSeq names its product phosphoethanolamine/phosphocholine phosphatase 1 (gene phospho1). Gene Ontology annotation, molecular function: phosphatase activity. The transcript is spliced from 3 exons. The record is from RefSeq and is a predicted model, not a curated record. The coding region runs from base 345 to 1199 and encodes 284 amino acids. Lineage: Eukaryota; Metazoa; Chordata; Actinopteri; Pomacentridae.
GCAGCACCGGUGGUUUCUGAGCUGCACAUAAAAGUGCACGAACCAACCGGCCGACCGGCGAAACUCUGCUCCUGCUCUCUGGGAGACCAGACCGGACGUGAUCUGACACCGGGGGAACCAGAACCUGCGCUGGUGGUACAUUAAUGCUGUUUAUUUGGGACAACUAGGCGCACAGCUCGAAGGCUGGUCUGAGAUCUGUGGACAUCCACUAUUGCCAUAAUCUAAGAAAGCCUCCACCUCACCGCGGCCUGCUUUGCGUGGGAUGCUGCAGAGUGGAAGAGCAGGGGUGGAGAUUUGAUGCCACUUGGCAGCGGUAGCCUGUAAAAGGUGUGGCUCAGUCAAACAUGGGGGAGUCAAUCUUCAACUGCUGUUAUGUCCCACCUCAUCCUCCAGGCGAGGAGGAGCCCCGCAGGUCCCGGCGCACCGACAUCAUGGCCUCCCACUCGGGCCACAUCUCCUCAGACAAGCGCUUCCUCAUCUUCUUCGACUUCGACGAGACCAUCGUGGAUGAGACCAGCGACGACAUGGUGGUGCAGGCCGCCCCGGGGCAGCACCUACCCGGCUGGCUGAAGGACACCUACCAGCCCGGCCGUUACAACGAGUACAUGCAGCGCGUCCUGGCCUACCUGGCGGAGCAGGGGGUCACCGAGAGCGACAUCCGCAGCACCAUGGAGAAGAUGCCGUCCACCCCCGGCAUGCUCACCCUCUUCCAGUUUCUCCGCAACCGGCCGCCGCAGGACUUCGAGGUGGUUCUGGUGUCCGACGCCAACACCUACUUCAUCGAGUCGUGGCUGCGGCGCGCCGGGGCCCGUCAGCUCUUCCACCGCAUCUUCUCCAACCCGGCCACCUUCAACAAGGACGGCCGGCUGGUCAUGAAGCCCUUCCACUCCCACGACUGCCCACGCUGCCCCGACAACAUGUGCAAGCAGGUGAUCGUCAGGGACUACGUGGCGCGCAGGACGCAGGAGCGCGGACGCCCCUACCAGCGCAUCUUCUACGUGGGGGACGGAGCCAACGACUUCUGCCCGGCGGUGGCUCUCGGGCCCCGGGACGUGGCCUUCCCACGGCGGGACUUCCCCAUGCACCGGCUGAUCACGGAGACCCACGAGGGCAUGCCCGGGGAGUUCAAGGCGGUCACGGCGCCGUGGGUGAGCGCGGAGGAGGUGGUGCAGCGGCUGAGGAAGCUGGUGGCAGAAUAAGAGGGGCGGGGGGGCAACAGGGGGCCAAAUCACAGUUUAAGUCAUGAUCUCAGGUAAAAUAAGGCAAUAACAUCACGUGUACUGUGUGUAAAGGUGAACUUGUGUCUGUGGCGUUCAGCCUGCAGCUUCUCACGUUUUGGUCCAGAGGUCACAGUUCAACAUCUGCAGGUUAAUGAUUGUGGAGACCUCAGCUGCCAUCUGGAGUGAAAAUCAAUCACUAAUCUGGUGCAAAUCACAUCCAAUGUUCAUAAAAUCUCAAGAAAUGUAUAAUUUAACGAUUAAGUUUCAGAGCAUUUGCAUAAUAAAUGUCCUUCAGUGGGAGGUGGGCUUGUUUUGGGGUCAUUAAGCAAUAAAAAUAUAUAUAAAAAAAAUUAUACAAGACAAAUAUAUUAAUUAAUUGACUGGUUGCUCUUAAAUACCAAGUGUGUUUUCUGACAAACUGCACUUUUUAAAUAUGAAAUAUGAAGCGAUAGUAAACCAGAGUAACACUGCCAUCUAAUGGCUACGGGCAUUCUAACAGUAUUUUUAUCAACAUGCUUCUCAGAGACGAUGUCUAAUUAUUUACAAAUGUAUGACUUUGUGUUCAGAGUUUGUCUGUUUGUUGAACUUGUUUAUCAGUCUGUUGUAUCUGUAUUGUUGUAGGCUUUGGCCUACAGAAAAAAAGAAACAUUAACACCAGCAGGAAUAAAGCCAUCAACUGAAA